CGUCCCUUUUUAAUCUGGGAAUUGUUGUCGUUGAAUCCUUUAUCGGAGUUUAGGGUUUUAGGAUUCGCCGGAAAAUAUUCCUUAAUAGAUUCUAUUUACCCUCGUUUUCUGUGAUUUUUGAAACUGUUCUCAGUUCUCACACACACUAUUUGGAGCUAUUUUGAUGGUUUCUAGGCCCUUUUCUGAGAAAAAGAUAAUGGAGUUUUAGGGGUAGAAGAGUUGUGCGAGAUACACGAAAGUAUUUGAGUUGUUGCUGUGACUGUCGAGCUAUGGCGGAGCCGGAGGAGCAGGUGGACCUCGAUGGCGACAACGAAAUCGAGGACAUGAUGGACGACGAUGAUGCUGGGGAAGAUUAUGGCUACCGGAAGGUCAGGCAGGAGUCCCCGGAUGAGGAGGAGGAGCGUGAGCACGGGUCGGACAGCGAGGGGCAGGAGAAGGCCUCGCCAUCUGAUGGAGCCAAUGAUCCUGCUCGUGAUUCGAUGAAAGAAGGGGAGGAACAAGAGGAAACGCCGGGAGACGGGUCGAAGGGAGAGGCUGACGCCCAGAAGUGGGUGGAGCUGCUUGCACUGCCACCUCAUGGGUCGGAGGUUUUCAUCGGCGGGUUGCCCCGAGAUGCUACAGAGGAGGACCUCCGAGAGCUAUGCGAGAAAUUUGGGGAGAUUUUUGAGGUAAGGCUAGUGAAGGAUAAGGAUACAAGGGAAAGCAAGGGUUUUGCUUUCAUUACAUUCACAAACAAGGAUGCGGGUCAGAAGGCAAUUGAGGAGCUCCAUGACAAGGAAUUUAAGGGGAGAACCUUGAGAUGUUCUUUAUCGCAAGCAAAGCACCGGUUAUUCAUUGGUAAUGUUCCCAAGAGCUUGUCAGAGGAUGAGUUGAGGAAAAUCCUUGAAGAAAGUGGCCCUGGGGUUGAGAAUGUUGAAAUGUUCAAGGAUCCGCAGAACCCCAGCCGCAACCGUGGUUUUCUUUUUGUUGAGUACUACAACCAUGCCUGUGCUGAUUAUGCCAGGCAGAAGAUGUCGAGUCCAAACUUUAAGAUGGAUGGAAGCAACCCAACUGUCAGCUGGGCCGACCCAAAAAAUUCGGCCGACUCUUCUGCUGCUGCUCAGGUGAAGGCUUUAUAUCUGAAAAAUUUGCCUGAGAAUGUCACACCAGAAAAGUUGAAGGAACUUUUUGGACACCAUGGAGAGGUCACAAAAGUUGUUCUGCCUCCUGCUAAAGCUGGACAAAAACGAGAUUUUGGAUUCAUUCAUUUUGCUGAGAGAUCUAGCGCGUUGAAGGCAGUUAAAGGAACAGAAAAAUAUGAAAUUGAUGGGCAUGUUUUGGAUGUUUCCCUGGCGAAACCUCAGGUCGACAAAAAGUCUGAUUAUGCUUCAAAUUCAUCCAAACCUGGGCUUCUUCCAAGUUUCCUUCCAUAUUCCCCAUAUGGGGCCUACGGUGGUGGAUAUGGUGCAACAGGAUUUGGCCAGCCAGUGAUAUAUGGUAGAGGACCUAUGCCAUCUGGGAUGAGAAUGGUGCCAAUGGUGCUACCUGAUGGUCGACUUGGUUAUGUUAUGCAGCAGCCUGGUGCACAGGCUUCUCCAUCCUCUCAUCGGAGGAGUGAUCACAGUGGCGGCUCAGGUGAGGGUGGAGCUAGGGGCAGUGAUGGGAACCGUGGGCGCCGAUACCGCCCUUACUGAUCUGGUGUUGAAGCUUGCACAUCGCUCACUAUGCAAAUCUUUUCACCAGCUACCCAUUUUGGCUAUUGCUCCAGAUAGACCGAAGUUUUACAAAUGAGGACAUGUAGCAUCAUCAGGGUUCUGUGCCUACCAUCUGAUCAAUACGAGCACAAGAUUGUUGUACCGGUUUCUCCUUUUGAGAUUAGUGUUUUUGUGUUUCCAUAAAUCAAGGGAUGGCAUGAUCUUGAAAGAUAUAGCAACAAACAUUGGGUCUAUUAAUCGUAAUAUGGAUGAGCCUUGUUAGCAUGUAAGGAUAUUUGGAUCCUCUUAAUUUCUGUCCUUAAUAUGGACCGAGCCUUGCUAGUGAUGUAAUGAUUGUUUCCUUU
Molecule: messenger RNA, 2038 nt
Organism: Phoenix dactylifera (date palm)
Lineage: Eukaryota; Viridiplantae; Streptophyta; Magnoliopsida; Arecales; Arecaceae
Product: heterogeneous nuclear ribonucleoprotein Q-like
Molecular function (GO): RNA binding
Source: RefSeq, a predicted model, not a curated record